AUGACCCGGAAGAAGAUCAUCAUAGACACAGAUCCCGGAAUCGACGACGUCCUAGCCAUCCUCCUGGCCCUUGCAGUGCAAUCGGAAGAAGUAGAGAUUCUCCUGCUGUCCGUCACAUUCGGCAACAUUGACGUGAAGAGCUGUCUCCGCAAUCUACUCUCCCUGUUUUUCGUUGUCCAAAAGGAGUCAGAAUGGCGGCGUACGCACGGCAAAAGCCACUCCCUUCUGGUGUCCAAGCAUGGAGAGAACAACAAGCCCAUUGUCGCAGUGGGUGCCGAACAGCCUUUGGCAGACCACGUCCACAAUUGUGAUGAGUUUCAUGGGGUGGACGGCCUGGGAGGAGCGCACUCCACGAUGCCGGAAUGUUCACCGCCCCCGGAGUGGUGUGCCCUUUUCAACUUGCCAGUGCCAUCAGAUGCCCCAGAAGAGCCAGGUGUUGGCACGUUGCCGUCGGCGUUGCCAUUGCAGGUUUCGCGAGCUCCGGCGCACGAGGAGAUGCUGAGAAUUCUGAAGGCUCACCCACCAGACACCGUCACCAUCGUGGCCAUUGGACCUCUGACCAACUGUGCCAUGGCGGCCAUGGAAGACGCCGAAUCAUUCUCCCGCUGUAAAGAAGUCGUUUUCAUGGGCGGUGCCGUCGACGUGCCGGGAAACACGACCCCUCUGGCCGAGGCCAAUGUCUAUGCCGAUCCGUACGCUGCCGCGGUCAUCUUUGCCCUGACAUCUUCAAACCCUUGCUCGACAGUGCCGCUACCACCUUUGCAUCCACAGUCAGGGUCACAGUCACGCCGUUUUGCAAACCACUGGCCGGAGAGAUCAUUUCGUGCCCUUCUCGACGAUCAACAAAGAAGCCGGCACUUGAGACCCCUGAAGCUCACCCUCUUCCCUCUAGAUAUCACGACUAGACAUACUUUACGCAGGACGGACUUUGAACGAGCCAUCGCAGGCGAUCUUCUCCAAGGGUCUCCUCUUGCAACUUGGCUCUUGGAGAUUAUGACGGCCUUGUUCGACAAAGUCGCCAGUCAGCGUGACCGUGGGCGAGCAUCCAUAAGCCAACGCAUUCCUCGUGGCGAAGACGAUGUAGUGCAAUUGCACGACCCCCUUUGCGUAUGGUACGCUAUAACAUCGGAGUCUUUGAAGUGGAGGUCGGCCGUCGAGGGUGGAACUGAGGACCUUCGUAUCGAAACAAAAGGGGAAUGGGCCAAGGGCCAAUUGGUGACUGACAGACGACAACGUCCGAAACUUGACUCGUUGAAGGCUGUGCGCUCGGGUGGCGGUGGUGAUUGCGAGCUAUCCAGGGAUAAGACUACGUGGCUGAUUGAAGGACAAGGAAACAGGGUCAGAAGAAUCAUCGAGUCCCCGGAAGGUCAACCAUUGGAGUUCGGAAACCAUCUUCUUCGUCUCAUCAUGGAACGAGAUCCAUAA
This is a messenger RNA of Capronia coronata CBS 617.96, 1425 nucleotides long. RefSeq lists its product as uncharacterized. The record is from RefSeq and is a predicted model, not a curated record. The transcript has 3 exons. Gene Ontology annotation, biological process: purine nucleoside catabolic process. NCBI's taxonomy places the organism in Eukaryota, Fungi, Ascomycota, Eurotiomycetes, Chaetothyriales, Herpotrichiellaceae. Gene Ontology annotation, molecular function: purine nucleosidase activity. Bases 1 to 1425 code for a protein of 474 amino acids. Gene Ontology annotation, cellular component: cytosol.